AUGACUUCUAUCCUCCGUCUAGGAAGCAAAGACCGCUCUUCGUUUCUCUUCAGACGACAUGGCACCGAUAGUAGCGGGGACAGUGCACCCGAUCUGCUGGCUCAUCGCCUACCUGAACUGUCGCGGGUCGAUACACGAUCUUUGUUAGAUCUUUUUGACGACUACAACAGAUUCGAGCAUCUUGAAGCGCUACCUAGACUGCAAACAAAUCAGCAUUCUACCACUUCCAAACCACAGAUCCGCUUUCCGGCUGUGGCGGCAAAUGGGGGAACGAACACGGUCAAGUCAUUUAACGACGACGCUGUUCAACACCUCAACGUCGAUCUGGUUCGAAAUGAAUCGACGUCAUCAUCCUCAUACUCUCAGCCCAGCCAGAGGAAUAGCGACUACUCUCCUCUGGUUACGAGGAAUUCGUCAAGCUCGAGUUACGUUCAGGAAUCUUCACACGACAUGUCUGAAGCUCCUUCACUGAAGCCCGACUCGCUGACCUUAUCAACCCGUUCUGCCCUCUCUCCAGCAAUACGAUCGAAGGCACGCAAGAUCCCUCCAGCAGGCGCGUCGGCAGAACAACUCACAUUUCCACCGCCGAACUUGGACAAACCGCUCCCACCUGGGCCUCAUGAACCACAGAAGGCAUCCAUUUCAGUACCGGAUCUCCUCCUUCGGCCGGUACCCGCAGAACUGGCUUCUCACGAGUUGACCGUUCGAUCCGACGAUGUCCGACCUCCUUCAUUCAGGUCGAGGAGUGCUUCAGCAAGGCGCACGUCUGAUGGUCAAGCGUUGGCGGAGCUCCCCUCCUGGAGAUCCAAGUCUGUCCAAGACCACCGAGUCAGACACGUGAAGGUGCCGAACACAAGUCAACUACCUUUGGAUGCUGAUGCCCCGCGGCACGCUGGGGUUGAAAUUGAAAAGCACCGCCGCCACACAGCCGACAUUUUGGUGUCGAAUAGCUUGAAUGACUCCAAGCCAAAGAACGUCAAAGCACGACGAAGGAAAUUAGUCAAGCCAAUCUCAGCAUCAACGGCGGAGCGAGUAAUCUACAAGAUAAUGUGCAAUCUUCACAGCUUGGAAGAUCUUCGGUCAAUGGCCAUGGUUAGCAAGGGCUUCUACCGCACAUUCCAUCGCAACGAGUCCAAUCUGGUCAGCCAUUUGAUCUUCAAAACAUCUCGACCGGCCUGGGAAUUUCGACGAAGUGUCCUGGCUCUCAAGGGGUCAACUGAAUUUGUUCUCAAAGACUAUCGUCGCGACUGCAAGAACCUGACGGCGCUGAAAGCUUUCAUUGUUGCUCACUGCGGCCCCAAUUGUAAGCGGGAUGUACUGGUUGGGCUCCUCGGUCAGAGCGAGGGUCGUACCAAGCAGAUUGACAAUGCGCUCUGGCGCAUCUCGACUUUCUGCAGCCUUUUUGGUAACUCUCAGGAGAAAGCAAGUCCUCCACAGGCAGAACUCGACUGGCUGAAUGGUAGCAGGGUAGCGAAUAAGAACACGGGCGCGGGCUUUGCCGUCGGAAAUGGGAGUGGCCUCAAUACCGAGGAGCUUGAGGACAUGAUUGAGAUCUGGCAAUGUCUGCAGCGACUCCUUUCUGGCUUCGAAGGACGAGAAGCAGACGCCAAGAAAGCUGGUAUAUUUGACAAUUGGCAUCUUCGGGAAACAACCACUGCGGCUCAGCAUCUUGGGGAGUGGAUCUGCUAUCUGCUCACACUCGGUCCUCAGACGAUCUUGGCUCUUUCUUCGUGCUCAUUUGAGCAGGCGAGAAUGCUGGGUCUCACGAGGUGGCCCGCCCCGGCUGCAGGACGGAGCCGAUCAUUCUUUUUGACCGCCGCGAUCACCCAAGUGUAUCAAGAAAGACUUCUCGAGGCGGCCACGCUCAAAGCGGCGCGCUUUUCCAUUACCCGGAUUCCUCCUCCUCCUCCUGCUGCUCAACCACAGCAUCAGCGCAAGCCAAGUCACCGACCCACCAGGUCCUUCGACGAACGGCAGCUGGCCACUCUUCCAGUGCCGACGACGGUGAACCAAACGCAGUCACUCCGAAUCGACACCACGGUGAUGAAAAGAAGACCCAUAUCCAUGAUCGCACAGUCCGACGCCCGCCUUGACAUCCGACCGGAUUGUGAUCCGGCCAGUGACGUUUCCAGGAAUAAGUCACCGGUGUUCCCUGCCACUCCGACCGCCGACCCGACAGUGUUUUACACCCUCGGGAUGACACCGACGGCGAGCACGAAACUCGGAGCCACUUUGUUCCCGGUCGACUACGUCAACCCGGGUCCCCGAGUGCCUUUCCGCAACACCGACCGACCUCACGCUUCGACACCCGGGGUGGUGGACCCCGUGGACAGGGCCAUGAAGGUUUUGGUGCGCGACCUGGGCUUCAGCGAGGUCCGCGCGAGGAAGGCACUUGCCAUGUGCGACACCGGGUCUGGAAUCGACCUGGAAAAGGCCAUCGAGCUGUUGACGAUCGACUCGAAAGACGCGCAGGGUCGGGUCGCCUCGCCCGUCGAGUUGCCGACGCCGUCGAUGGUGUCGAGUGGCAGUCCCGACGGGCCGAAGAGGCGACCCAAGGCCCUCUGUGACGGGCACUGCUCUCCGUCCUCACCGUCGACGACCGCGGCGGCGGCGCACAGGAGACAGCGUUCCACGGGCACGGCCACCGACGCGUCCAUCAGCCCGAUCUCGAUCGGCGACGAAGCCGAGUGGCAGGACAAGAUCUCGCCCCUGGUGACCCCGGCAAACUCCACGGUGCGGCCGAAGAAGUUGCUCGGCCGGGGCGCGAGCAAGGGGGUCAAGGCGUGGAAGGCGCUCGGGAUGGAGAGCGCGCCGAAGCGCAAGAACUCGGUCCUCGGGAUCGAAGAAUACCAGGCCAAGGUCGAGCGCAGGAAGAGCGUGAGAGCCGGGAUGACGGUCGCCGGGGCCAGAGGCACGAGCGUGAAAGAGGGACUCGGCAAGAACCUGCUCGGCCUCGGGUUGGGCAUCGGAAGCGCCAUGGGGCAAAAGUCCGCCGAACAACAACUCCAACAGGCUCGAGACCAGGAGAGGCGCAAGAAGGAAAAAACCUCGAAGAUCAUCUCCAUGCCGCGAUACGCGUGA
Messenger RNA from Exophiala spinifera, 3081 nucleotides. RefSeq lists its product as uncharacterized. The coding region runs from base 1 to 3081 and encodes 1026 amino acids. Lineage: Eukaryota; Fungi; Ascomycota; Eurotiomycetes; Chaetothyriales; Herpotrichiellaceae. The record is from RefSeq and is a predicted model, not a curated record. The transcript has a single exon.